CAACACCGAGUCGAUGUGGCGGCCGGUGUACCGUACAUCCGGUACCUGCAGCGAGCGGCCACCAAAGACCAAUGGUCGCGACUUUCACCAGACUUUACCAUAAAGGCGCGGCUUAAAAUCGACGUUGUCUUUUUGGGGUCUAAAUAAUUGUUGAGUUUAACAAAUGUAGUCGGUGGUAGUAGCUCGUGUUGAAAGCGGUUGCGAUCCCGGAUGUCUUUUUGCUCUUUUGUGAACGUCAUCAUCACGCGUCGUCGCCUGGAUUGAAAGGUUUCGUUUCCCGCCUCAUUUGAAUAAGUUGACAACACAAAAGCAACAAGAGAAUACUUCCUCCGGAUGACACUCGCAUCUCAAGGGGGCACUUGGCGAGCCAACACCACCACGUGGCCGCGGUGGGGGCUGCAGCGGCCUUGGGCGCAUUUCAGCUGAUGGCAGCCGCGGACGCGCAGCCGCCGAUGGGGUGGCAGCGGGAGAGGGCGGAGCUGCGACAGGAAGUCCGCCUCCUGCAGGAAGAGCUGGCCGAGAGUCGGGCCCAGAGGGAGGAACUGGCGUCCAGGGCCAGGGCGCUGGGCGAGAGGCUGGAGCAGUCAGUGUCUCCCUCGCUGUCCCGCGCCCAUCUUGAGGAGGUGGAGGAGGAGGAGCGGAGAGAGAGGAGGAGGCGCGACAGGGAGGCGAGGGAGAGGGAGGCCCGGCAGGCGCUGCUCGUGCAUCGGCUGCAGAACAAGGUGAUGGAGUACAGAGAACGAUGUCAAAGUUUGGAGUCACAGCUGAAGGUUGGACACAGCCAGCUGAUGAGCACGCAGAUGAGCAUCGGGAGGGACACCUCGGAGUCGCUGGAGUGUGCCCUCAUCAGCCUGGAGGAGGAACAGCAAAGGGCAUCAGGCCUGGCUCAGACCACCUCGGUCCUGCGGCUGCAGCUCAGCCAAUCAGAGCGGGCCAACGAGAUCCUGACGGAGCGUGUCCGCAAACUGACGGCCGAUUUGACCCGAGCCUUGGAGGAGGCGGAGCGUCGGGCGUUCCAUUGGCAGAGAGAGCGAGAGUGCGUGUCCAGUGAGGUGGCUCAGCAUCAGGACCAGCUGUGGUGCGUGUGGAGGUGCGUGAUGUCACUCAGACAGCACUGCCGUGCCCUCAGAACUGCCGCUGACAGGGAUCUCUUGGAGAUGAGGACGGAGCUGUCCCGUCUGUCCUUAUCGCUUCAGUCCAGCUGCGACUCGACUUCUUUGCACCUCAUCAAAAUGUACCGGCUGCCGGCCCUGCCGUCGGCGCCGACCGCUCCCCUGCCCUCUUCUCCGGCCCGGUCCGCCUCGUCCAGUCUGGGGACGUUGACGGUGGGCGAGCUGCUGGAGGCCCCGUCCGAGGACAAGAUGCCAGACGCCGAGGGCACGCCGGAGGCUCUAGCGCAGGCUGUCGGCAAGCUGUGCCGCACGUUGAACGUGAGCGCCCCCUCGCAGUCAGUCCUCUGCCGGGAUGCAUCUUCCCUGCUGUGGAUCCUCUCGCAGACGGAGAGCGCCCUGCAGUGGAGACAGCACGAACUGCAGAGGGCGGAGCUUAGCGUGCGGCAGCUGGGUGAGGAGAAGGCCUCGCUGCAGAGGCGCGUGGAGCAACUGCAGGAAGACGACGACCGCAAGCGUCAGCGGUGCCCGCCCGCCCUUGACAGACAGCAGGAGGGUGGGCUUCCUUCGCAGCGGACGGAGGCGGAGCUUCGCACCAGGGAGGAGGAGCUGCAAAGGACAAAGGAAGCACUGCGGAGGAAGGAAGAGGAUUUGCUGAGCAAGGAGGCAGGGCUACACAAGCGAGUCGGGGAGUUGCGUCAGGAAGAGGAGGAUCUACAGAAGAGAGAGGCGGAGCUGCAGAACAGAGUGGAGAAGGUGCACAACAGGGAGGAGGACCUGCAGGGGAGGAAGGAGGAGGUGCAUAAAGCACAGCAGGAGCUACAGAAGAGAGAGGAGGAGGUGCGUGAGGUACGGCAAGCGCUACACGAAAGAGAGGAGAAGGUGCUAAGAAGGGAGCAGCAGCUAUUGGAGGAGCAGCAGAAGGUACAGGAGAGCAAGGAGGAGGUGCAAACGGAGGAGGAGUCCCUGCAGAAGAGAGAGCAACAGUUGCAAAAGACGGGGGAGGCGUUGCGUGAGGGAGAGGAAGCGCUACACAAAAAAGAGGCGGAGGUGUUAAGAAGGGAGCAGCAGCUGUUGGAGGAACAGCAGAAGGUACAGAAGAGCAAGGAGGAGGUUCAAACGGUGGAGGAGUCCCUGCAGAAAAGAGAGCAACAGUUGCAAAAGACGGGGGAGACGUUGCGUGAGGGAGAGGAAGCGCUACACAAAAGAGACGCAGAGAUGUUAAGAAGGGAGCAGCAGCUGCUGGAGGAGCAGCGGAAGGUACAGAAGAGCAAGGAGGAGGUUCAAACGGAGGAGCAGUCCCUGCAGAAGAGAGAGCAACAGUUGCAAAAGAUGGGGGAGGCGUUGCGUGAGGGAGAGGAAGCGCUACACAAAAGAGAGGAGGAGGUGCUCAGAAGGGAGCGGGAGCUGCUGGAGGAACAGGAGAAGGUGCAGAAGAGCAAGGAGGAGCUGCAAAUGGGGGAGGAGUCCCUGCAGCAAAGAGAGCAACACCUGCAAAAGACACGGGAGGAGGUGCGUGAGGGAGAGGAAGCGCUACACAAACGAGAGAAGGAAGUGCUCAAAGGGGAGCAGGAGCUCCAGCAAAAACGGGGGGAGUUGCAGAAGAGACGGGAGGAGCUACAGACAAGAGAGGAAGAGGUGCAGACCAGAGAGCGGAAGGUGCAGAAGAGGCAGGAGGAGCUGCAGAAGAGAGAGGAGGAGGUUCAGAAGAGUUUCGACGCUGAGCUGCUGCAAAGGGAGGCCAUCAUCAGAGACCUGAAGGGGGCCCUGCAGAGAGAAGAGCUGGCCAGAGCCAGGGCAGAAGAAGAAGCGGCGGCCGUCAGAGACGCCCUCCUCAAGCGCUCCUCCCAGCACGCAUCGGUGCUCCAGGAGCUGAAGGAGGCGCAGCGGGAGCUGCAGCUGGCGGCCGAGGAGAUGGCCAGGAUAGAAGGCGUGCACGAAGAGCAGCGCAGAGAGAGCGUGAGGCUGCGGGAGAUGCUGGAUGCUCUGCGGGCACAGCGGGAGCGCCACCAGCAGGAGGCGCAGGAGCUCAAGAGCCGCUCGGCAUCCCUGCAGGAACAACUGGAGAAGCAGCAGACGCAGAUGUCGUGCGGAAGUGUGGAGCGAAGCCACCUCGGCGCACACGUGCGCACGCUGCAGGAGGCCAAGGAGGCACUGGCCGGUGAGCUCCGAUGUCUGCGGGAGGAGAUGCAGAGAGUCACCUCCCAAAAGGAGCGCCACCGGGCAGAGAAAGAGGAGGCCUGGACACGAGAGAAGGACCAGCUCGGGAAGGAGUUGCGAACGAAAGACGGGGAUGUGGAGAGCCUGAGCAGGCGCAUUGAGGGACUACUGAAGGAAAGGAAGGAGCAGGAGGAGCAUGUGCAGCAACUCAGGGAGGAGUUGGAAACAAAGAAUGAGGAGAUGGAGAACCAGAGGAGGAGGGUGGAAGGCCUGCAGGAGGAAAUCAAGGUGGCGUCCAAGGAGAAAAAAGCUCUGGUGGCCGAACGAGAAAGGAAGCAACUGGAGGAGGGCGCCGCGGGAAUGGAGUUAGAGACGCUGAGGGGGCGCACGGAUGGCUUACUGAAGGAAAUGAAGGAGCGGGAGGAGCAUGGGGACCAACUGAGGAAGGACUUGGAAACAAAAGAUGCAGAGUUGGAGACCCAGAGGAGGCGCUCGGAUGAACUACUGGUGGAAUUGAAGGCGCUGAAGGAGCAACUUGGGAAAGAGUUGAGAACAAAGGAUGAGGAGAUGAAGACCCUGAAGAGACACAUGAAGGGGCGGGAGGAGCAUGGGGACCAACUGAGGAAGGACUUGGAAACAAAAGAUGCAGAGUUGGAGACCCAGAGGAGGCGCUCGGAUGAACUACUGGUGGAAUUGAAGGUGCUGAAGGAGCAACUAUGGAAAGAGUUGAGAACAAAGGAUGAGGAGAUGAAGACCCUGAAGAGACACAUGGACGGCCUGCAGGAAGAAAUGAAGGGGCGGGAGGAGGCCACGUCCAAGGAGAGGAGAGCGUUGGUGGAAGAAGGACAAAGGAAGCGAACAAAGGAGGAAGCCAUGGGCAAGGAGUUGGAGACGCUGAGGAGGCGUGUGGAAGGACUACUCAAGGAACUGAAGGGGCGGGAACAGCAGGUGGAGCAACUCAGGGACAAGUUGGCCACAAAGGAUGGGCAGUUGGAGACCCUGAGGAGGCGGACGGAAAGCCUGCUGCGGGAGAUGAGGGAGAAGGAGGUGGUGGCCAAGGAGCAGAAAGCUCUGGUGGCAGAAGAAGAAAACAAACGACUGGAGGAGGGCGCAAGGGGAUUGGAGGCGCUGCGCUCUCGCAUCACGCUGCUGGAAAAGGAGAAGCGGGAAGCAGAGGAGCUCGAAGAGGAGCAGAAGAAAGAAGUCCGGGAGAAGGAGGAGCGGCUGCGGCAAGUCGAAGAGCGGCUGAGGUUGGCGGAGCAGCGCCAAGAGGAGCAAAGCGGGGAGCUUCAGGAGGCCGCAGGAAAGCUGAAGGAAAAAGAGGCUCAAGUGGAAGAGUUGGAGCUCCACCUCGCAGAAUCGCAGCAGAGGAGCAACCAGGAGGAGGACCGGGACGCUGUCGAGCAGGAAUGGAGGAAAAAGGCUGCCAAGGUCAGCUGUGUCCUGAAGGAGCGCGAGGAGGAGGUGCGGAAACUGACGAGCGUGCUGCAAGAGCGCCAAGAGGAGCUGCGGAAUUUGAGGAGCAUGCAGGAGGCCCGAAAGGAGGAGGAGAAAGUCCAGGAGCCCCUGAGGAAGACGGAAGAGGACAAUGUUUGCGGGGAGCAGACGCCGGAGGGAAAGGAGAAGGCGCGGCUCCUCCGAGCGGACAAAGACGAGGAGGAGCGAGAACACAAUCUGCCGAGGACUGAAGAGGAGCUGGCAGCUCUCAGGGAGUCUCUGAGGAGGGAGGAGAGGCGGCGAGUGGAGGUGCAAGAGGAGCUGAGAGUAGCUCGGCGCAUGCUCCAGCAGAUGGCGCUUGACCUCACCGCCCUGCAGGAACAGGUGAGCAACAGCCGCGAGAAGGCCAGGGAGGACAAGGAGGCGCAGGAGGAGACCAUGAGGUCGCUCCAGAGACUUCUGCGGGAAAGCCACGAGGAGGUUGAGCGUCUGAGGCGCGCACUGCAGGAGAAGCAGCAACAGGAGGAAGAUGCGGGCAAGACCGACCGAGCUGGAGGAGUCGAAGCCAAAGCCCAGCGGCGGGAGAGGAGGAGAGAGGCGGGAGAACGAGAGAGCUUGGAAACAGAGAGCAAGAGUGGGCAAGAGAUUUGGAAGCCAGAUGAACAGAAGAUGAGCCAUGAGCAGCAGGAGGAGGAACGCUCUCAGACCAAGGCGCUCCAGCAACAGGAGCAGAUGCUGGAGGAGGAGGUCAGGAGCAGGAGGAGGGCCGGGCUCAAGCUGGAGGCAGACGAGCAGUUGAAGAGCAGCGACAGCCUGGGCAGCUCGCAGCAGGAGCUGACGAGGAGGCGGCACCGACAAACGCGGGCUCAGGACAAGGAGCGUCCGCGCUCGGCUCCGGAGGCAUGGCGCCAGGAGGGGGAUGGAGCUCGGCUGCUUCUGCUGCACAGUCGCGUGGCUCACCUGGAAAUCAAGCUGGAGCGCUCUCAGGGCAAGAAAGGCAAACUCAAACAGCACAACCGCAAACUCCGGGUGGAGAGAGACGCACUCGCACAGGCGAGCUGGCCGCAUGGGUCAGUGGCGGCGGACGGCCACCGGAGGGCGCCCUGUGUCGGCAAGCUUCAUCGGGACCUGGGCCAAUCGCUGGCCGCAGUCACUCUACGACCCAUUGUCGCUUCCGUCCUGCGGGCCGAGACGCAGCGAUUGGACCGCAGCCUGAGGGAGGAGGAGCUCCACCCAUCGGCAAAAUGCUGAUCAAUCAAAUUGGUCACGCACACAUCUGUUGCACUUCCAUUCCUACGUUAGGGCAUCCGAGCAGGCUUUGCAACUCACCUGGGCUUUCAACGUUCAACUUUGGGGGCCGCGGCCGCUCGAAAUGCGGCUUUGAAGCUGCAGGCCAGUCGAAUUGCAAAUGUUUGAGGCUUGCCGAGGAGGCUCGAGGCUUUCAAGCGCGGAGCCCCGAAGCGUCCGCACGCCAACAUUCCCGCCCUGACUGAAAACAAACGCGCCUCGUUUGCUUGGCUUAUGGCAGCGAGCUGAGGAAGGAAGCCGGGGCAACCUGCCCUCUCGGACCUCAAGGGAGCAGCCCAGAGAGAGUUCCGACGCUGGGCAGUUGGGAGUGGGUCAGCGAUAUGCUGCAUAAUUCGUCCUUCCGGACUCCCCGACUGCAGCGGAGGGGUUUUGAGCAACUCUCUCGGUCCAUUUGGUCAAGCCGGGCAAAUUGAGGAGGACGCCAUCUAUCUAUUGACGCAGGCAGAUUUGAACCAGUUCCAUCAUUUGUGAGACAAAACGGUCCUUAAAAUUGCCUUACUGUGACAUGAUCAAGCAGGUACCGCCUGGCGACUACCUUUUUUCCCCCCCUCCUCUGCACACGACAACAUGGAGAUGAGGAAGAGGGGUGUUAUCCCACCCCCAUGCAUUCUGGCUGCCAUGGCAACAGGGGCUGUUGAGCAAAGGUCAGCUGACGUGAGCACGUUGAGCACUUCCCGUCUGUUUACAUCCCCCAAUGUGACCUUUGUUUGACCUGGCUGGGGGCCGGGCAACACACACAAAGAAAACCCCAAACCCCAUCACAAUCACGUGUACGUGUACUUAACACACACCCGCGCAGAGGGCAAAUCAUGUUGGAGAGGUCAAGGAGGAAGUCAGAUGAGAUUGGUGAUGAGCGCCUCCAGGAAAGCGGCACACUCACAUGCUGAAAUACAGAGGGCAGGUUGUGCGUCGGUUUCCCAUGUUGUGAUUUUUCUAGGGCAACCAGUUACAGUGAUUCAUCAUCAGAUUCAACUGGCUCCCUCCCCAAACAAAAAAGACAACUAAAAUUAUUUUGUUGAUUUUUCUUGUUGGUAAAUAGCUCAUACAAAA
This is a messenger RNA of Hippocampus zosterae (dwarf seahorse), 7064 nucleotides long. Its product is annotated as trichohyalin. NCBI's taxonomy places the organism in Eukaryota, Metazoa, Chordata, Actinopteri, Syngnathiformes, Syngnathidae. The coding region runs from base 426 to 5957 and encodes 1843 amino acids. The record is from RefSeq and is a predicted model, not a curated record. The transcript has 22 exons.